AUGGCCCGGAACGCGCAGGCCCUGCCCACCGUACAGCUUACUCCGAUCGAGAAGACCUUAAAAGAGCUCCUUCUAGACGUCGCGCAAUAUAUUCGGAAUCAAGAGAUUGCAAAGGGUGGGAAUGAGGACCUCCCGCACACCGAGCUACGGUUUACUGGGGGUUGGGUGCGAGACAAGCUGCUAGGCGUAGACAGCAAUGAUAUCGAUGUGGGAAUCAGUACGAUGACAGGAUACCAAUUCGGUAUGGCUCUGAAGGAAUACUUGGAUGCACCGGAGAACCUGGACAGGUACAAGAAGAACCACCCGAACGGCGAGCUGAACGAAGCCAUUGUCAGUCUACACAAGAUCGAAGCGAACCCCGAAAAGUCGAAACACUUAGAGACGGUGGCCACGAAGAUCUUUGGUCUCGAAAUUGACCUGGUCAAUCUGCGAAAGGAGACAUACUCGGAGGACAGCAGGAACCCGCAGAUGGAGUUCGGUACGGCACAGGAAGACGCCAUGCGCCGUGAUGCGACGAUCAACGCGCUUUUCUACAACCUGAAUGAGUCCAGGGUGGAGGACCUCACGGAAUCCGGCUGGAGUGAUAUGCAGAACAAGAUCGUUCGCACUCCAUUAGAGCCAUUCCAGACUUUCAAGGAUGACCCGUUACGUGUGCUACGGUUGAUCCGGUUUGCCAGCCGGUUGGGAUAUCAGAUCCAUGAGGAUACAGAACGAGCGAUGCAGAAUAAGGAAAUUAGUGAAGCUCUCAAGCUGAAGAUUAGCAAGGAGCGUGUUGGAACGGAGCUGGAAAAAAUGCUUAAAGGGCCUGAUCCUCGAGGCGCAUUGAAUCUUAUUGAUCGUAUCGGACUUUAUAUUACGAUAUUCGCGAACCAUCAAGACGAUGUCCAAGCAGAAACAUCGUCCUGGGCUCUUGCAUACAAUACCUUUCAAAAAUUGCUACGUACGGGUGCAGAGAGCAGUGACGCCGUCGGGCGCGUAAGGAAAAUGCUCAUUCGUGAUAAGUCAGAAAUCUACUAUGCAUGGGUCAUCACUGCAUUCGCACCUUGGACCAGUGUCCCGACACGUAUAGUCUCGGGUAAAGCCAAACCGCUUCCACCACGUGCAUCCGAAGUUGCCAGAGACAGUCUUCGUUCGGACAACAAGACCAUCAAUAUUUUGCGGGACUCGUCGAAUAAUUGGAAAAGCAUUAUCGAUGUCAAAUCGUCGCUUCUAGAGGAGCGCCUGAACGGCACGGCUGCGGAAAUUCGACAGCAAGUUGGUCUACACAUGCGGUCAUGGGGAAAGGAAUGGAGACUUCAAUUUGUCUUGAGUAUUCUUCAAGAAGUCAUGCAGGGACACGAUUUCUCUAAAGUUAUUCAAGAAUACGACGCUUUCCUGGAAUAUAUGGUGAAACAAGACCUCAAAGAGAUAUGCGAAAUGAAGCCCAUCGCAAACGGAGACGAAAUCAUGAAGCAUAUGAAGGUAUCGAAAGGGCCAUGGAUGAGUAAAGUCAUCGAUGCGGCGAUUAAGUGGCAGCUCCUGUAUCCAGAGGUCACUGAGAAGGAAAAGAUUUUGGAAGCCCUCUCAAUCAUGGAAGAACUUCGCAGAGCGGCACGUGAGUCCCUCCAACAACAGCCCGACCUCCCAGCCAUUACCCUUCCAGACAACAUCACACUCCCCGAUUCAUUAAAUUCAUUAUGGAAUGAGCUGUCAUCUCUAAGUCCAAAAAGCGAUGAAGAGACCAGCGAAGACCUCCUUGUUGCCCAAGGAUUUCUGGAUAAAUGGGACUUAAAGAAAUUAUCAGACCGGGAUGAGGAUGUGGUGAACUACAUGUAUAAGUGGACUUGUCGAAUCAAAUCAACUAUUGCCAUUUCCGUUCUUACAUCUUUGGCUGCCCUAUUACCCGUUGAGAAAACUGCCAACAAACCGGAUAUCGUCAUCGCACUGGCAAGCUCCACGUCUGAUAACAAUCCUUGGAUGACAAGCACAAGUUCCACAAAGGCUAGGGAGGCACUGCAAUCUUUCACUACAGACCUUCGUGCAGAUGCAUCCACUUUCUGGUCUGUCGUUGAGCAGGUCCUGAAAGAGGGAGUAAAGCCUCUCUUCGCCAAAACGAGGAAUCCGGCAAUCACAGAUGCUGGUCGGAAGAACUUCCAUCCUGUGCCUUUGGGUCGUUUCGACACGAGUAUUUUGGAUCCGGAGUCGAAGCCGUGGAAAGUUCACAAUCCCUAUGCUACUACUGUUUUUGAGUGGGUUAUUGCUCAGUAUCAUCCCACGGAUAAGGGGUAUCUGGAAAGACAUUUCCCUCUCCUCAUACCUCCAAUAUUGUCCCUAAUAGACGACGACAAUCUAGCCUUCAAAGCCCGUGGCUGUAGCAUCCUCCUACAACUCCUCAAACCAAUCAGAGAAAGCAAAUCCGACAUCCUCCGGCGAACGAACCUCUCCUCCGUCUUCGAAGACGCCAUAAAGCAAUCCUUCUUCUCGCUCCCAACAAUUACACCGGAAAACGACUCUAUCAAACUCCUCGAGGUCGCCUACCCUGCCCUUCUCUCUGUCCUGAAAACAGCCUACCAGCUUCCCACCGUCCCAACGAACAAUAAAGAAGACGAUAUAAACACAUAUAUUACCGGUGUCACCAGAAUCCUCCGCGACCAUAUCAUCCCGUCAUUCCACCACAUCAGCUCAACGAACACAACCUCGACAUUCUCGUUCGCAUCCUUCCCGUACCCACGCCUCUCCACGCUUCUGGUAAACCAGCUGCACAACAUCCUAUCAGAACUAGGCAUCUAUACCACAAAAUACCUCCAGGAAAUUAUUCCCGUCCUGUACAGUACACUCUCAAACCCGUUUGGUCCCGCACACAUCCCUCUGCUUCUCAUGUCUGUAGCAGCAACGCGGGCUGUUAUUCUUAACGCGCAUCCGCGGUUAUGGAGAUGGCGCGGGGAGAUACUUGGUGGUAUUUGUGCGUGUUGGGUGUAUGCGGUUGAAGAAGAGGGCGGGGUUGCGGAGCGUGCAGAGAAGGGGCGUGGAUUGGAGGGUGACAAGGCGGCUGGGGAGGCGUUGGAUGCGCUGAAGAAGGAGCUUAGGGGUGUUGUCUAUUUGUUGAAGCUUGCGUUGGAGAAUCCUGUGGAUGCGGAGGGAGAUGAGGGACAGUUGGGUGCGAAGGAGAAGAUCGGGGAUGAGAUAAAGGAAUUGAUUGUUGCGGAUGAUAUCCUGAAAGAACUGCUUUUGGGUUAUAUUGAUCUUGAGGAUAGAAGUUUCUUUGGUUGUUAA
Molecule: messenger RNA, 3252 nt
Organism: Aspergillus ruber CBS 135680
Lineage: Eukaryota; Fungi; Ascomycota; Eurotiomycetes; Eurotiales; Aspergillaceae
Product: ATP :tRNA-specific tRNA nucleotidyltransferase
Exons: 7
Coding region: 1-3252 (1083 amino acids)
Biological process (GO): tRNA 3'-terminal CCA addition
Molecular function (GO): ATP:3'-cytidine-cytidine-tRNA adenylyltransferase activity; RNA binding
Source: RefSeq, a predicted model, not a curated record